This is a messenger RNA of Symbiodinium natans, 2430 nucleotides long. The record is from the annotation of a GenBank genome assembly. NCBI's taxonomy places the organism in Eukaryota, Dinophyceae, Suessiales, Symbiodiniaceae.
AUGGCGGACGAGUGCUUCAUUUUACGAGACCAUCCGCACCCAUUGCCAUCACACUGUCCCGCAAUUGCGCGCAAGGUCCACUUCCUCGUGGAAGAAAUCCAUGGCUGUCGCACCGUUCGACAGUGCUUCCUUCUCUGGCAUUUUGUGUCCUUGUACAUCGGCUUUCCACUCCGUUUCUAUGCACAAAGUGUUUGGAUGUUCGGCUUCCCACCAGAAGUGAUGAAGGAAGGCUUAAAGCGUCUGCAAGUUGUCGUAGAGGCUAAGGCCAGGUCCCAAUCCUGGGAGUAUCUGAAAGAAUGGAGGCACGUCGCUACAGCGCUACAAGAUGCACAAGUUCCACAUGAUCCCGCAUCUCCCACACAUGUUCCCAGAGUUCCCUCAGUUCCCUCUCCCAGGCACACGGCAUUGCUGGUGCACUAUGCGGCAGGUGCCAAGGCAAUGGCGGAUGCCGCGCCCUUUAUCGACCUUCUGGCCUGCUUUGCCAGCCGGCAGGGUAUGAGCUUUGUUUAUGACAAGACGGUCCACUUCAAGCCAACCUGGCUGAGGUACAACCAAGUGGGAGUCCUGUCCGACGCCUAUAUUCUGGGACGGGGAGCGAGGCCUUUUACGAGCGACGGUCAUCGUCAUCGCUCUGCAAGCUCGAGUUGGAAUUGGACGGCAUCGAACAUCACAGAUGCCGGUGCCGUUGCCGGGCGAUUCUUGCUGGACAUUUUUCAAAGGGUGACGGAAGCUACUUACCCAGGCAGGUUCAAGCGUGGGAUCGCAGCGGGCGACGCAGAGCGGACACUCCUGAGGCUCAGCAACAGAGCUGUGUGGAGACGCACGCUUGGAAUGCUAGGUGUUGUCAGUGGUCCGCCUCUGCGGUGGGUCAAGGCGCUUGCCAUUCAAAGGGCUUUGUCAAGCCACGAGGCGGUGGUCUAUCUGGACUAUGAUGUCACAGUCCGUCCUGAUUGUCUGGGAGCGGCGCGGCUGGUGCAGGACAUUUUCUCCGGCAGCAUCGGUACAGGCCCACAUAUUGUGGUGCGAGACAGCCCGCCUGGCGCGGAUUGCAUGAACACUGGCUUCAUUGCUGUCCGGAAAUCCCCCGUGUCCAAAGCCUUCAUCAGACUUUGGAAGUCCAAAAUGGGCUGGCCCGGAGCUGUCCACGGAGAUCAAGGCCCCUUAGCAGAGACAGUUCUGCAGCUGCUGGACAUCGAGAGACGGAUGGAGCAAGUCCAAAAUGGCAGCAGAUUGACUGAGACCUAUGGCUAUGAGAGCACGUGUUUGCCCAUGCUGUUUCCCACGUGGUACGGUGUGUCCAGCUGGCGGGAAUACUGUGACUGUUGGCAGCAGAUCUUGCGGCUGCAAGUGGGGCCUUACCAGAAUAGACAUUCACGUUUCAUAAAGUUCAUAAAUCCACAGAAGCUUGAUGUGAAUUUCGUGCCUCAGCAUCUGUACGAUUUGCCAAAGAUGCGUUUGUUGCCGUGGCAGCUCAGCAAGCAGAUCAAGCAGAUCAAGCAGGUCUCCCGUUUGGGUAACGUUUCAAAGGAUUCAAGCGUCUUGCUCCCGGAGUUGACUCCCCUGAUCGUUCACUGGGCAGGCUUUGGGAAUCGAACGCACCUCAUGCGCGAGUAUCUGGUAAGACGGUUUGGCGUUAAACCUACGUUCUUCAAAAUGGACCGAUUUCAGCGAUGCUCUGCUCUUGCAGCCAUCAGCCCGCGUGUGAAUCGAAACUGCAUCCAUGGGUCUAUGGGUUCAAGCAUUGAGCACAUUUACGAGAAUUGGGACGAGUCAAAACUUGAUAACAUGAUGCGCGAUGUGCGGAAGGCAGAAGCCACUUUCGCUGCAGCCCUGGUCGCGGGUGAGCUGCCGGACCACACGAGUGACCAUUGGACAGUCACUGCUCGUUUCAGGGACGACCUGCUGUCACUGCUCGGUGGCAAGACAACUACGAGGGACAUGACUGUGCUGGAGCUUGGCACAUAUGUGGGCUACACUACAAGCUUUCUGGCAGGUGCUUUCCGCUUUGCAUUCGGAGUUGACUCACAGGCAAGUUUCGUGAAGCAUGCGACCGAGCUACUCAUGGCCAAAGGGCAAGAAAAUAGGUCGACAGUGCUUCAUCUGAACACCUUGACCGAUGAUUUGUCAGAGCUUGCGAGAAUUUCGAAAGCAUUGGGUGGGAUCGAUGUGGUGUUUAUCGAUGCCGACCACAGUUUCGCAAGUGUCGUCAACGACCUUGGCCUGGCUCUCUACGGAGGUUUGGGACCAAAUUCCAACGGCGGCCGCCCGCGUUACAUCGUCUUAGACGACGUCUUCUCACGGGCCGAAGUACGCCAGGCUUUUGUGGACUUCGAGAAUCUGGGCCUGCUGAGAAGAGUGAACUACUUGGGACAUGAGGAGGGAAUCCUGUGUGAAGUUGCCCCACAGCCACUUCAGUCCAUGGCUGCGUAG